Suillus discolor is the source of this 751-nucleotide messenger RNA. RefSeq lists its product as uncharacterized. The record is from RefSeq and is a predicted model, not a curated record. The transcript has a single exon. Lineage: Eukaryota; Fungi; Basidiomycota; Agaricomycetes; Boletales; Suillaceae. Bases 165 to 572 code for a protein of 135 amino acids.
ACGAUUGUUGUUGAAGACAUAUCUAUCUAACAGUGGUCAGCGAUGCAUUGGUUCAAUCAGAUCAUCGGCGCCCAAUCAGUUAACUAGUGGUCUCCUGGACAUCAACAGCCUUUUCCCUUCACGCAUGAUUUCGCACUACUUCUCUACUGCACAGACGAAUUAUAAUGAAGACGUCCGAGCAUUCUAGCGGAUCUGAUGCAUCAUCAACUAUCUGUGGUUUCAUGGCUUGCUUAAGUCGCUUCUUCCUUUGCUUUACUCUGGCACGUGACAGUGCGAUCAGAUACAAGUACGCAUGUGAAAAUAUCGUGGUCGGCGCUUUCCUGAUACUUUUUCAGGUCGGCUUGAUGCCCUCGGACUUGAAGCUCUCAUCUCUUUGCCACGCGCAUUCAUUCGUGACAGAUGCAUACACUGACCCCAUAAGUGCCUUUUUUAAAUUUUCAUGCUCGAUAUUGUUGAACCAUGCCUGCACAGUGCUUCCUUCCACUCUUGACCUACGAUUCUGUACUACUUCUCUCCUGUCCAGAUGGAUGAAAUGGGGGCACGUGUCUGGCCGGUUACGCUUAUAUCUAUGACCCUCAGACAUUCAACAGUAAGGGCCUGACUCACAAGCACCUUCGAAGGUGGACAGCGUGGAGAGGGACAAUCAGCGAUGAAUCAAUUCAGGGACUACAUUGGCUAUUCUAAUGACUUCUCAGGCACAACUCUGUCGUAUGGCGCCGCUGAGAGAAGGCGAGAGUCAAUAUACUGCAGA